Molecule: messenger RNA, 487 nt
Organism: Orcinus orca (killer whale)
Lineage: Eukaryota; Metazoa; Chordata; Mammalia; Artiodactyla; Delphinidae
Product: translation machinery-associated protein 7-like
Exons: 1
Coding region: 49-225 (58 amino acids)
Source: RefSeq, a predicted model, not a curated record
UUAUAUCCACAUCUGGUGGCAGGGUCUGGGGAAGGGGCGGCAGGUGCCAUGUCAGGCCGUGAAGGUGGUGAGAAGAAGCCCCUGAAGCAGCCCAAGAAGCAAGCCAAGGAGAUGGACAAGGAAGAUAAGGCAUUCAAGCAGAAACAGAAGGAGGAGCAAAAGAAACUCGAGGAGCUAAAAGCAAAGGCCACGGGGAAAAGCCCCCUGGCCACAGGUGGAAUUUAGAAAUCUGGCAAAAAGUAAGCUGUUCCUUGUGCCUGAGGCAAUGAUGAUCCUUAGUUCCAUUCCUGUUUAAACAUCUGGAUUAAACAUCUGGAUUCCCUGCCAUAACAUCUGUUGCCACCUAUAGCUGGAAUGAAGUGUUGUCUUGGAACCUAUUGUACAUUUAAGAAUAAACUUCUGUGAAAAAAACCAAAAAACAAAACAAACAAAAAAAAAACUGAUAAACUUACAACUACUGUACCCUUACAACCAUACUGAUUUUCAC